AUGAGCGCGGCGGCAGCGCCCAGCGGCGGCGGGGGGGAGGAAGCUGGGGAGGGAGGCAAGAAGAAGGUGGACGGGGAAGGGCGCGGGAAGCGCGUCCCGUUGGCCGGGCGGCCGCUGUUCACGAGCGUGGCGUCGACCAAGGGGCACCGGCCGCGCAUGGAAGACGAGUUUUUCUUGUCCUCCGACGGGAGCUUCUCGGCCGUUUACGACGGGCAUGGUGGUGCUAACGUGUCAGAGUACUUGAGGCGAAACCUCUACAAGCACGUGAUGGACCACCUGCCCCCCGGGGACGACGUGUACGGCCUGGAGACUGUCCAGGAGGCGUUGCGGUCGGCCUUCAAGUGCGCCGACGACUACGUGAUCACGCAGACCCCCUACGGCAACGAGGGGAGCUGCGCCGUGUCGGUUACGAUCCACUGCGACAGGGAGGGCAAGGUCUCCAUCAUCUCCUGCAACCUGGGAGACUCACGGGCGGUGCUGAGCAGGGGAGGGAAAGCUCUGGACCUCACGGAGGACCACAAGCCCAACGCCCCUAGAGAGAUGGAGCGAAUUUACAGGCAUGAUGGGAUGGUAACGUGGGAGGGGUUCGAAUGCUCUCGAGGCCUGCAGAUAGAGGGGACAGGCGUUUACCGCAUCAACGGGAGCCUUGCCGUCGCAAGAGCGAUCGGGGACAUCGACUACCGCCCCUGGCUAUCGGCCGAGGUGGAGAUCAAGACGAUCGACUUGAAGCGCGAGACGGACCAGUUCGUCAUCCUGGCGAGCGACGGGUUGUGGGACGUCAUGUCCUCCGAGGAGGCCGUUCAGUACGUCCACGCCGUCAUGGGGGGCGCCAUGGGGUCGGGGAAGGAGGGGGACAAGUGGAGCGGCGGCGUCGGCGACAAGGCCGGAGGUUCGGGCGCGGAAGCGGGCAAGCCCCCUCACAUGACUCUUGUAAACUGGACGCAAAGCUACGCCGAGGACCGAGGAAUGAUCAGGGCGGCCACGAUGCUCCGAAAGAAGAAGAUGGCGGGCUACCUGACGGAGGAGGCGCUGAGAAGGGGGUCCACGGACAACACGACGGUUGCGAUCGUGUGGCUGCAGUAGUGUGACCGCAAGCGCCAGCCAGCGCGUGUGGCUUUCAGCGACUGACCGAACGUGCGAGAAUGCCAUGGUUGUUGCUGUUGGUGUUGUUUACCGCCGGUCUCUCCGGCUACUGACUGCUACAGCAGUACGCUUGGAAGGAUAAUUGCUGUUUUUGCCGGGAAUCGUGUGAAGAGCCAGAAAAUCGUGGGCUCUAGCGAGAGGGCUGAAGAACUAGCCGCCUUUUUGGGAGAGGUUUCGUAGACAGAAGAAACAGCAACCGUAUCACAUCGGCGUCAACGGGUUGGACCAUGCUGCUCCACCGUUUAGAUAAGAGGCUGUGCGGCGGGGGAACAUAGAAGUACACUUGGUGGUUAGCAGGUUUGAAAUAGAAGACGAAACAUUGUUGUUCCCAGGAUCACGUACUGGACGACUGGGAAAUAAAUCACUAUUUGCCACGUGCAAGAAUUCUCGAAAACGGCAGCACUAAGCGCUUAUGCACUGCCGUUUCGUAAUGUUUGGCUUGGUGCGCUGUGAGACGCGGAUUGUUAUGCUUCAUGUUCUACUUUCAUGCACCGGAUCGCCGGUGGUUGUGGGUUCCCGCCUGUCUUUUCUUCGCUUAGUGCGGGCGGUCUUCCCUCCCACCUCCGCCCCGCUCGAUUUGCGGCGGGACUUAUAUAUAGUUAGAGGUCGUCUUAAACAGAGGUGCAUAGAGCAUAACUAGGUUCAUGGGGGUGUACAUAGAUGGACGGCUACCCAGCGAGGGGGGUACUGGCUGCGUGCGAGAGGACGGAAAUCGCGCCGAGGCGCGCAUGUAUGUAUGUCCGUCUCCUAUGCUUUUUGUGUCGAGGAAGCGGGGGUGUUGGCUUGUAGAGCUAGCGGGAGGGAGGCUCCAGCCCUCCAUGCGAUUAGUCGGGAAGAACUGUUUGCUCCCCCGUGGAGUCUUGAGGCGCAUGUCCCGGCGAACGUCGCUCUCGAUAUCUUGAGUGCAUUUUUAUGCUCCAAGGAAGUGCUGAGAUAGAGUCUUGUCCGGCGGUAUUCGUGCUGUAUUUGGUGCUAGGAUGACACGAGUCAUGAUGGGUCUGAUGGCAGUACGCUGCCUGGGACUGCGGCAUAGGGGAUAGGCUAGUGCAGUAGCAGCGGCAGCAGUAAAAACUCGUCACGG
Messenger RNA from Ectocarpus siliculosus, 2224 nucleotides. The record is from the annotation of a GenBank genome assembly. Lineage: Eukaryota; Phaeophyceae; Ectocarpales; Ectocarpaceae.